Molecule: messenger RNA, 2058 nt
Organism: Rangifer tarandus platyrhynchus (Svalbard reindeer)
Lineage: Eukaryota; Metazoa; Chordata; Mammalia; Artiodactyla; Cervidae
Source: the annotation of a GenBank genome assembly
AUGGCUGAGCGCCUAAUUCAGGCCUCCCGGCAACGCCGGGCGAAAGCCAUGACGGCCGCCGCGGGUUUGGCGGGCCAAGCCGCGGUGCCUCUGCUGCUGUGCGCGCUGCUGGCACCCAGUGGCGCGUACGUGCUCGACGACUCCGACGGGCUGGGCCGGGAGUUCGACGGCAUCGGAGCGGUCAGCGGCGGCGGGGCAACCUCCCGACUUCUAGUAAAUUACCCAGAGCCCUACCGUUCUGAAAUACUGGAUUAUCUCUUUAAGCCAAACUUCGGUGCCUCUUUGCAUAUUCUAAAAGUUGAAAUAGGUGGUGAUGGGCAGACAACAGAUGGCACAGAGCCCUCCCACAUGCACUACGCAUUAGAUGAGAACUAUUUCCGAGGAUAUGAAUGGUGGCUAAUGAAGGAGGCUAAGAAGCGAAACCCUAAUAUUACACUCAUAGGGCUGCCGUGGUCGUUCCCUGGAUGGCUGGGGAAGGGCUUCAACUGGCCUUACGUCAAUCUUCAGCUGACAGCCUACUACAUCGUGACCUGGAUUGUGGGGUCCAAGCAUUAUCACGAUCUGGACAUUGAUUAUAUCGGAAUUUGGAAUGAGAGGGCAUUUGACAUUAAUUAUAUCAAGGUGUUAAGAAGAAUGCUGAACCAUCAAGGUCUCCAGCACGUGAAAAUCAUAGCGAGUGAUAAUCUCUGGGAGCCCAUUUCUGCUUCUAUGCUGCUCGACCCUGAGCUCUUGAAGGUGAUUGAUGUAAUAGGAGCUCAUUACCCUGGGACACUUACAGUAAAGGACGCUAGGUUGACUAAGAAGAAGCUGUGGUCUUCUGAAGAUUUUAGCACUGUAAACGGUGAUGUGGGUGCAGGCUGCUGGGGUCGUAUAUUGAAUCAGAAUUACAUCAAUGGCUACAUGACUUCAACCAUUGCUUGGAAUUUGGUGGCUAGUUACUAUCAGCAGUUGCCGUAUGGGCGUUGUGGACUGAUGACUGCCCAGGAGCCAUGGAGUGGGCACUAUGUAGUAGAAGCUCCUAUCUGGGUAUCAGCUCAUACCACUCAGUUUACUCAACCAGGUUGGUAUUACCUGAAGACAGUCGGCCAUUUAGAGAGAGGAGGAAGCUAUGUAGCUCUGACGGAUGGCUUAGGUAACCUCACCAUCAUCGUUGAAACUAUGAGUCAUAAACAUUCCAAGUGUAUACGACCACUUCUUCCCUAUUUCAAUGUGUCACAUCAGUUUGCUACGUUCGAUCUUAAGGGUUCUUUUAGUGAAAUACCAGAGCUGCAGGUGUGGUAUACCAAGCUCGGAAAACCACCAGAGAGGUUUCUCUUCAAACAACUGGACUCUCUAUGGCUCCUCGACAGCGGUGGCAGCUUCACGCUGGAGCUGCAGGAGGACGAGCUGUUCACCCUCACCACGCUCACCUCCGGCCGCAAAGGCAGCUUCCCGUCGCCUCCGAAGUCCCAGCGCUUCCCGUCUGUCUAUGAGGAUAACUUCAACAUUGAUUACCCGUUUUUUAGUGAAGCUCCAAAUUUUGCUGACCAGACCGGGGUGUUUGAAUACUACGUGAAUAUGGAAGACCCCGGAGACCAUCGCUUCACAUUGCGCCAGGUUCUCAAUCAGAGGCCCAUCACGUGGGCUGCCGACGCCUUCAACACCAUCAGCGUUAUCGGGGAUUACACGUGGUCCAAUCUGACUGUAAAGUGCGAUGUGUACAUAGAGACCCCUGAGAAGGGAGGCGUGUUCAUUGCUGGAAGAGUCAAUAAAGGUGGUAUUUUGAUUAGAAGUGCCAGGGGGGUUUUCUUCUGGAUUUUUGCAAAUGGAACCUACAGAGUCACAGGCGAUCUAGCUGGAUGGAUCAUAUAUAGUUUAGGACAUGCUGAUGUUACAGCAAAAAAAUGGUAUACACUCACUUUAACUCUGAAUGGUCGCUCCUCCUCCGGCAAGCUGAAUGGCAAGACCCUCUGGAAGAACAUCUCUGUGAACUUCCCAGGAAACGGCUGGGCCGCGAUUGGGACUCACUCCUUUGAAUUCGCGCAGUUUGACAACUUCCGUGUGGAAGCCUCACACUAA